AUGGGAUUCAUAUCUCUGUUAUUACAAAUACGGUUUGUGAAAAUGGCACUAAGCACACAGGGAUCGAAAUUUUUUGUUGGAAUGGGUUGUACAGUUUUGUUUUUGACCGCAGCAACUUUGAUAUGUGGAUUUAUACGAAAUGAAGAUGCGAGUGGAUAUUUUGGACUUGGAGCAGUAACGUGUUCUCUUUACAUGAUUGCACCUGGAGUAUUAUGCAUCAUAACUGGUAUUAAGAAAGCGUCAGCCUUGUUGGGAGCUACUCUUUCUUUGAACGUUAUUGGCACAAUCGGAUGUUUUGCAUGUUUGUAUUUUUCCGCUGGGGAAUGGAAAUCAAUGGACAAUUGCCAUAAUUACUAUUCGUAUUAUUACGACAGGUGUGAUAAUGGCACGGGUCAAUAUGCAGUGGUCGGUAUCAUCACAUUUUCCUCUGCUUCGAUGGGGAUUAUCAGUCUUAUUGGAUCGAUUUUGGGAUGCAUCAGCUCUUGUCCAUGCUGUACUACAAAUCAAAACUACCUUCACGUAAGCAAUGACUAUUCAGAAGCUCUGUCAGCCGUUCAAGUUGAAACAGCUCAUUCACUUCCUGUACUCCCUCCCCACGUUGAACUAACUAAAUCAUGUAUAAAUUUGGAAAUAACGCAAAUGAAAUACUUUGUGCAUCAACUUCAUGUACGAGCUUUAGCAUAAUCUCAUUUGUUUCCUAUAUUUAUGCAUGCUGUUGCAGCUUUAAAAAGUCAUCAGUUGAUUUGAUAACGACACUUUUCUCUAUGAAAAAGUGAUGCAAUUGACAAAAUUCGAAAAUUUGAAUUGUAAGAUUCGUGAACUUGUCGUGCAUUUCAAAAAUUUGAGUGUGUUUAAGCAGUAUUAUAAACUUUUUCUUAAUCAA
This is a messenger RNA of Xenia sp. Carnegie-2017, 883 nucleotides long. RefSeq lists its product as uncharacterized. Lineage: Eukaryota; Metazoa; Cnidaria; Anthozoa; Malacalcyonacea; Xeniidae. The transcript is spliced from 6 exons. The record is from RefSeq and is a predicted model, not a curated record. The coding region runs from base 1 to 684 and encodes 227 amino acids.